AGACUACGAUAAAGUUUCCCAAAAAUUAGGAAACAACUUCCCGAGGGAGGAAAACUGUGCCAAUCUCUACUUUUUGAAGCGGAGGCGCAGUCUCAGGACUAACAAACUCCAGAAAAACGCACGGAUAUAACGGUGUAACCACGGAUUCGAAGGUGGAGAGCGCGUUUUCUCCUCGACCUUCUCAUUUCUUUAAAAGAGAAAUGGAAGAGAGUUCAAGCUCUCCCGUCUCCCCAGUGGACAGCCUGGUGACCAGCGAGGAGGAGCUGGACAGACAGCAGAAAAAGUUCGGAAGGAAGAGGAGACACAGUAAAAAGUCGAGCGAGGACGGCAGCAGCCCGAGCUCCGUGAAUAAACGGAGCAAAAAGCCGAGCCCGAGCAGCACGCAGUCGUUCGAGGAGCUGCAGAACCAGCGCGUCCUGGCGAACGUCAGGGAGAGGCAACGGACUCAGUCCCUCAACGAUGCCUUCGCGUCUUUGCGCAAAAUCAUCCCCACGCUCCCCUCGGAUAAACUCAGCAAGAUACAGACGCUCAAGCUCGCCUCCAGGUACAUUGAUUUCCUCUGUCAGGUACUGCAGAGCGACGAGAUGGACAACAAGAUGUCGAGCUGCAGCUACGUCGCGCACGAGAGACUGAGUUACGCCUUCUCGGUGUGGAGGAUGGAGGGCGCGUGGUCGAUGUCCGCGUCCCACUAGCAGCGAGACUCGUCCGUGCGAUGCCGAAAGGACUGUUUACUUCCACUAAUUUUGAAGACACCAAAGGAUUUAUUGAUGAACCUCUAAACCUCAGUGAUGUGGCCAAAGGACAUUCAGCAGAUACACCUAUGGACUUGAGCAUCCUCACGAAGGAAACCAUGAAGGAACUUUUUAUAUAGAGGAAACCUGGAUGACGUCUCCUGUGUCGUCAAAUACAUUUAAUCAUUUUCAGAAGUUAUUCUUAAAUGUCGGCAUGGUGAUAGUACAGGAAGGCCAUCUGUUAUCUGUAUGGAAACUAUAUUGUGUGUUUGUCUCUAAACAGAAGAAUUUACAUAUAUAUAUAUGUGUGUGUGGGAACAAAAAUUUAUUGUAAAUAGGCUACCUGUGAGUAUUGUCAGCUUUUUUAAGGGACCAAUGCAAUUUAGAGCAAUACUUUCUUGAAGUACGCUGCAUGGAUGAAUGCAUACGUUUGAUUUUUCCUAUGCAACAUUUUCAAAUUCCGUCCAUUGUACAUUUUGCUUAUUUAUUAAAACAUAUUUUUGAACAUUUA
This is a messenger RNA of Carassius auratus (goldfish), 1242 nucleotides long. RefSeq names its product twist2 (gene twist2). The transcript is spliced from 2 exons. Lineage: Eukaryota; Metazoa; Chordata; Actinopteri; Cypriniformes; Cyprinidae. Gene Ontology annotation, molecular function: DNA-binding transcription factor activity, RNA polymerase II-specific; RNA polymerase II transcription regulatory region sequence-specific DNA binding; protein dimerization activity. Gene Ontology annotation, biological process: regulation of transcription by RNA polymerase II; developmental process. The coding region runs from base 201 to 692 and encodes 163 amino acids. The record is from RefSeq and is a predicted model, not a curated record.